This is a messenger RNA of Trichoderma aggressivum f. europaeum, 2250 nucleotides long. RefSeq lists its product as uncharacterized. Gene Ontology annotation, cellular component: vacuolar membrane. The coding region runs from base 1 to 2250 and encodes 749 amino acids. The record is from RefSeq and is a predicted model, not a curated record. The transcript has 2 exons. Gene Ontology annotation, molecular function: L-tyrosine transmembrane transporter activity. Gene Ontology annotation, biological process: amino acid transmembrane transport. NCBI's taxonomy places the organism in Eukaryota, Fungi, Ascomycota, Sordariomycetes, Hypocreales, Hypocreaceae.
AUGUCUUCGCCGUCAAGAAGCGGGUUAGCCCCCGACCCCGUCGCAAUGUCGUCCUCGCCCAGCCGGCCGUUCUCGUCGUCUCUGCCCCGAGAAGAAGUCACUGCCAGGCUUGCCGAGCCGGUGCGAUCUUCAUCUCCCAUGUUGAGAAGCGGUUCGCCUCGCCCCGGAUUCGCAAAGCCUGAAGGCGGCGCGCUUGGCGAGGGCUCAAGCUUCGCCCAAGGUCCUGGUGUAUCUGCUCUGGCCGCGGCCUUGUCCGACUCCCUGGGCCAGACACCGCCGCGACAUGGCACUCCUCCAGCCCGCGUCAGCACACCGCCGGUCCGUCCGCUGUCCCCAUCCGGCAUUGGCCGCUCUGCUACACCGACAAACUACGGCUCCUUUGACUCGAGGGGCCGCCCUGGAGCGGAGAGCGCGGUGCCAUUUGAGGAUCCGGAGAUCAUCAAGAGGCAUCUGGUGCAGGCCAGUGAGAUGGAUAACCCCACGUCAGAGGCAUCAUCAGAAACUGGCAAGGGCAAGCAGACGGCCGAUUUCGGAUUUGGUACUACUGGCCUGCACGAGGAUGAGUUUUCGAGUCUGCGUCUGCAAGGUGGGGAUGUGACACGGGGGAUCUACAAGUGGACCGAGCAGGCAGAGGCCAGGACCAGGAUGCAGCGAAGUAAGAGUUUCGAUCAUUCUAGGCCCGAGCCUGAAAGCGACACCCUCGACAUCAACUCCAUCAAGGUGCCGGGUGGUUUCCGAAGGAAUCAUCUUCGAAGAAACGUCAUCAGCCCUUCUGGGCAUCAUGAAGAUGGCUUCGGAGGCGCUGAUUCCCCUGGCAGCAACCGGCCGUUAUUCACCUCCAGCUUUCUCGAAUUCCUGUCCAUAUACGGCCAUUUUGCCGGUGAAGAGCUGGAAGAAGAUGACGAGGUCCUCGGCCCCAACGAGUACUUCCAAUCUGGCGAGGACAAUGGCGAGGAAGAAGACGAAGAGCCCAUGGAGGACAGCGCGCUGCUGGGCCCUUCGAAAAAGAAGCGCAGGAGAAAGGUGCGUGGCGGCAGCGGCCAGAACAGCCAGAUGAACGCUGCUCUGCUGCUGCUCAAGUCCUUUGUCGGAACCGGUGUCUUGUUCUUGCCGCGCGCCUACCUCAAUGGCGGCAUGCUCUUUAGCAACCUCGUUCUUCUCGGUGUAGCCCUGCUAAGUUACUACUGCUUCGUUCUCUUGGUCACAACGCGACUCAAUGUGGAGGGCUCGUUUGGCGACAUGGGUGGUAUUCUGUACGGAAAGUGGAUGCGAGCCGUUAUUCUGGCUUCCAUCGUCCUCAGCCAGGUCGGAUUCGUUGCUGCGUACAUUGUGUUUACCUCGGAAAACUUGCAAGCCUUCAUCUUGGCUGUGACGGACUGCCAGACAUCAAUCAGCAUCCCCAUGUUGAUUCUCAUGCAGAUGGUUGUCUUCCUGCCCUUUUCUCUGUUGAGAGAUAUCGGCAAGCUUGGAUUCACGGCCCUGAUUGCCGACGCCUUCAUCCUGAUUGGACUUGCUUACCUCUUCUACUACGACGUCUUGACUCUUGCGGCCGAGGGUCUUGCCGACAUCAUCAUGUUCAACCAGCGGGACUGGACGCUCUUUAUCGGAACGGCCAUCUUUACCUUUGAAGGCAUUGGCCUCAUCAUCCCCAUCCAGGAAUCGAUGAAGCAGCCGGAAAAGUUCCCCAAGGUCAUGUUCCUCGUCAUGAUCAUCAUUACCGUCCUCUUCACCGUCAUGGGUGCCAUCUCCUACGCCGCGUACGGCUCCAAGACGCAAACCGUCGUCCUCCUCAACCUGCCGCAGGAUAACCGCAUGGUCAAUGUGGUGCAGCUCCUCUACUCGGUAGCGAUCCUGCUUUCGACGCCGCUGCAGGUGUUCCCCGCCAUUCGUAUCGUCGAAACCGAGCUGUUUACUAGGAGCGGCAAGUACAACCCCUGGAUCAAGUGGCAGAAGAACAUCUUCCGCUUCUUCGUCGUCAUGUUGUGUGCCGCCAUUGCCUGGGGCGGCGCCGACAACCUCGACAAGUUUGUUGCGCUCGUGGGCAACUUUGCCUGCAUUCCGCUGGUCUACAUUUAUCCUCCCCUGCUCCACUACAAGGCCGUUGCGCGAAGCAAGCUUUGGAGGUGGUCUGACAUUGGACUGUGUAUCUUUGGCUUCAUCGCCAUGGCUUAUACUACCAGCUUGACUGUUAUGAGCUGGGCCAACUCGGAACCCAAGGCUCCUGGAUACUGUGACCGAAGGGGUGGAUAA